AUGCUAACACCUACACCUAGCAGGUCAAGAGGAAGGCCAUCACCGCCAUGGAUGUCGGCUAUGCUCUCAAACAGGAACGCACUCUUUAUGGAUUCGGAGGCUAAAUCUGGCUACCAAUCUACAUUAUCUUGGUCAUGUGACAGUGCUCAGACCUAG
Messenger RNA from Staurois parvus, 156 nucleotides. NCBI's taxonomy places the organism in Eukaryota, Metazoa, Chordata, Amphibia, Anura, Ranidae. The record is from the annotation of a GenBank genome assembly.